Punica granatum (pomegranate) is the source of this 1221-nucleotide messenger RNA. Lineage: Eukaryota; Viridiplantae; Streptophyta; Magnoliopsida; Myrtales; Lythraceae. The record is from RefSeq and is a predicted model, not a curated record.
UCAAAUUGUUUAAUUUCCUGUGGCAGUACUCUUCCUGAGUUCUAAUUGCUACAAAACACAACUGUUAGGUCCAACAAUGCAUCCAAGGUGCCUAAUUCUUAUUUCUUUCAACUCUCUUGCCCUCUUCCUCACCUUCUUCAUCUCCUUCAUCCUCUUCACGAUCCGAAUUAAAUCACCAUACCUAGCUGGGUCGGCAUCCGAAUGUAACAUCAAACUUAACACGACAUCUGACCAAGCCCAUGCUCGAUUCCGCCUCCUGAUAGGUAUCUUAAUGCGCCCUGAUAGUUAUGAUCGCCGCCACUUCCUUCGUCUCAUUUAUGGAAUACAGUCCUCUCCAUUGGCGGAAAUUGACGUUAAGUUUGUCUUCUGCAACCUCACAACUGAGCAGAAGACACUCGUGGCCUUAGAGAUCUUACGUUUCAACGACAUUAUCAUCCUUAACUGCACCGAAAACAUGAACUCCGGGAAGACCUACACCUACUUCUCCUCACUCCCCCACAUCCUCCCCAGGCACUAUGAUUACGUCAUGAAGGCUGAUGAUGAUGUCUUCCUCCGCAUUGAGCCGUUAGCUGCCUCGCUGGAGCCCCUGUCUCGAUGGGACUUGUACUAUGGAUUUGUGAUCCCAUGUCCAAGUAUGAACCCUUACGUGGAAUACAUGUCAGGAAUGGGUUUCGUAUUGUCAUGGGACAUCAUCGAGUAUAGGAAAUCGGAGAUUCCGAUGAAUGAUCAACACGGCCCAGAGGACAAGUUAGUGGGGAGGUGGUUGAAUCUGGGAGGCAAGGCAAGGCACCGACACACAGAGAAGCCGGGUAUGUACGACUACCCAGGAAUGAAUGGGAGGUGUUCACAUGAGCUCAUACCACAAACCGUGGCGGUUCAUAGGCUUAAAAGAUGGGACCAGUGGUUUCGCGUUCUUGAGUUCUUUAAUGUUACCAAAGAGCUUAAGCACUCCAAACUUAACCAUUUUUGAGAUUUUGUUUCAAUUAAGAGAAAAAAGCCCGAAAAUUGGGAGAAAAAAAGCCCGAAGAAAAACUGUGGAUCUCUCUUAGGUAUUUGGUUGUGAUGUUCGGAAAAUGGGCGUGCCUGACAUCCUCUUGAAGGGAUGAGCAUCUAAUCUAGUUGACGAAGACACCUCUUCAAACUCCAUGCUAGCAUAACUUGCAAGAAGGGCAAUAUCGGUAGAGAAUCUCAUUUUCCCUCUCUGAUGCUUAAAUGAGUAUU